Vespa mandarinia (Asian giant hornet) is the source of this 1804-nucleotide messenger RNA. RefSeq names its product major facilitator superfamily domain-containing protein 12. NCBI's taxonomy places the organism in Eukaryota, Metazoa, Arthropoda, Insecta, Hymenoptera, Vespidae. Gene Ontology annotation, molecular function: symporter activity. The record is from RefSeq and is a predicted model, not a curated record. Gene Ontology annotation, cellular component: plasma membrane. Gene Ontology annotation, biological process: carbohydrate transport.
UUAUUUUCUUCUUGUUCUUCUCUUCUUUAUUUUAUUCAUAGAAAAAAAAAAAAAGAAAAAGAAAAAAGAAAGAGAAAAAAAAAAUUUCAAAUGUCAAAUCAAAAUGUAAUCUAUAUAAAUUGACUUCAACCGAUCUUAUUCAUAAUAACAGUGGAACAAAUAGGAAACGACGAAGUUUGUUAUUUAUUUUCGUUGUUUGCGUUUCGCAUUACCAAUUGGAAUAAGAAAUUGAGAAACAAAGAAUAUAUUAAUUCUUGAGGAUGUAAAGUUAUGAAUAAGAAGAAGGAAGAUAAUGCAUAAGACGUAUUGUUCUUUGGAUUAAUAAAUUAAUAGUAUCGAUAAAGUAUUAAUAAAUAAGAAAGAAGUGAAGGAAGAAAGAAGUGGACGGAGAAGAAAAGAAAAGAAAAGAAAAGAAAAGAAAAGAAAAGAAAGAAAGAAAAAUGGAGAAAAAUUGUAAAAUUGAGACAGGACUACUCAGCAUGGAUAAUAAUAAAGUAUCCAUGUCGACAAAAUUGGCUUACGCCUUGGGACAUAUUUUCAACGAUCUGACAGCAGCCAUGUGGUUCUCAUAUACUUUAAUUUAUCUGCAAAAGGUUUCUCUUUUGGAGCCAAUAAUGGCUGGGACGUUAUUGUUAUUAGGUCAAAUCGUGGAUGCUUUCACAACGCCAAUCUUUGGCUUUCUCGUCGAUCGUUACUGCAAGAAAAAAAUAUGGCACGUGAUCGGCUCAGUUUUGGUCACCCUAAGUUUCCCAAUUAUAUUUGGAGGUUUCGCUAAUACCUCCAAUUCUAUCAUCAUGUUCUUUUAUAUACUGAGCAUCAUAAUCUUCCAGAUUGGCUGGGCAGCCGUACAGAUAUCGCAUUUAUCUAUGAUACCAUCUUUAACAAACUCGUUACUCGGUCGUACCGAAUUAACAGCUAUAAGAUAUUCAGCGCAGGUGAGCUCAGCGGUAGUUGUUUUCAUGGUCACAUGGAUUGUCCUUCCAACAAAUGGAGAAUCGAUGGUGUUACUCGAUCAACACGACGACUACAAAUUCAGAAAUAUUGUGAUCGUUGUAACGGCAUUCGGUUUGACUGCGACCACUCUCUUUCACAUUCUCCUGAAGGAAAAUCUUUUGGAAAAUAGGAGUCAAUCACAAGCCAAAACGAACCCCGACGAAUCUAGUUGGCUUUUAGAUGGUUUUUCAACCCCAAGAAGAUCCUGGUUUGGUACAUCAAUUUUAUUAAGAGUUGCAAUGUUAUAUGUUGCUAGUAGAUUAUUUAUAACCCUUGCUACUGUUUACUUACCACUUUAUAUCGAGGAGACAGCAGUUGGUGGUAAACAAGCAUUGGCCACGGUACCAUUGGUAUCUUAUUUAUCAUCCUUCAUAGCUGCAUUGUUGUUAAAAUAUAUGAACAGAUCUUGUGGAACAAAGAUAUGUUACCUUUGCGGAGCCCUCAUUGGUAUUCUUUCGGCAGCCAUUACAGAAUUUGGCGGGAGUUAUGGAAUCGUUACAUACGCAAUUGCCAUUCUUAUUGGUGCAGGCAGUUCGAUUACCAUGGUAACGGCUUUAAGUGUUACAGCUGAAAUUAUUGGUCCUCGAACUGAAAAAAGUGCAUUCGUUUAUUCGAUCGUAACGUUUCUUGAUAAAAUCGUUACGGGAUUGGUCGUAGUACUUAUCGAACGAUGGAGAUGUCAUCAACAAGAAUUAUGUCCAAAUUAUAAUCGAGAUACUUUGGCGAUCGUUUGUGCAUCGUCGAUGCUACUUGGUCUUAUUACUUUGUUAUCAGUAUCACGUUGUUUGACAUAAAUGUCCGAUUAUAAUUA